UUCAGAACCCCUAUAUCCACUUUGUUCUUGGCACGCAGGCCCCCACAGUUGCCCUGUCCUUGGCGCUCAGGGUCCACAUGCCCCAGUGCAUCUUCACACAACCACUUCCCUUCUCAGUCCAUCAGACUCCGGGGCCUCACUAUGGUCUGGAGAGAGGCUGAAGCCUUGAACCUCCUUUGGGGCACUAUGAUGAAGGGCUGGGGUGGGUAUGUUGUGGAUGACUUUCAGAUCUUGCUGACCCCACUUGUACCCAUGGGGCUCCUUCAGUGUUCCAGGCUAGGUUUUGGCCUUCUAUUAAUGCUUCCUCUCCCUGCUUACCCCUCUGCAUUUUGCAAGCCCCUGCAACUACCCACUCCCAUACACAUUGUGACUCUGGCUCUGCUUCUUGCCCUUUCUCUGGGGCCCACACCACUUUGCACCUAGGCUUCACACUUGUCACAGGCCCACUGGUGGGCUCCUGCUACCAUGGAUUUGUUGUUUGGGCGCCGGAAGACACCAGAGGAGUUGCUGAGGCAGAACCAGCGAGCCCUGAACCGUGCCAUGCGAGAGUUGGACCGUGAGCGACAGAAGCUAGAGACCCAGGAGAAGAAAGUCAUCGCAGACAUCAAGAAGAUGGCCAAGCAGGGCCAGAUGGAUGCUGUGCGUAUCAUGGCAAAAGACCUGGUGCGCACUCGGCGUUAUGUGCGCAAAUUUGUGUUGAUGCGGGCCAACAUCCAGGCUGUGUCCCUGAAGAUCCAGACACUGAAGUCUAACAACUCGAUGGCGCAGGCUAUGAAAGGGGUCACCAAAGCCAUGGGCACCAUGAACAGACAGCUGAAGUUGCCUCAGAUCCAGAAGAUCAUGAUGGAAUUUGAGCGGCAAGCCGAGAUCAUGGACAUGAAGGAGGAGAUGAUGAACGAUGCCAUUGAUGAUGCCAUGGGUGAUGAGGAAGAUGAAGAAGAAAGUGACGCUGUUGUGUCCCAGGUCCUGGAUGAGCUGGGAUUGAGCCUGACAGACGAGCUGUCAAACCUCCCCUCCACCGGAGGCUCACUCAGUGUGGCUGCCAGUGGGAAGAAAGCAGAGGCAGCAGCUUCAGCCCUAGUAGAUGCAGACGCAGACCUGGAGGAGCGGCUCAAGAAUCUGCGGAGGGACUGAUUGCCCUAUACCACCUUGGGUGGGAGGUGGGCAGUGGAUGCCCAGCAGUUUCACUGUACUUCUUCUGUAAUAAACGAUUGGACAAU
Neomonachus schauinslandi (Hawaiian monk seal) is the source of this 1220-nucleotide messenger RNA. RefSeq names its product charged multivesicular body protein 2A (gene CHMP2A). The transcript is spliced from 5 exons. The coding region runs from base 466 to 1134 and encodes 222 amino acids. The record is from RefSeq and is a predicted model, not a curated record. NCBI's taxonomy places the organism in Eukaryota, Metazoa, Chordata, Mammalia, Carnivora, Phocidae. Gene Ontology annotation, biological process: late endosome to vacuole transport; endosome transport via multivesicular body sorting pathway; protein transport. Gene Ontology annotation, cellular component: ESCRT III complex; multivesicular body.